Molecule: messenger RNA, 445 nt
Organism: Astrephomene gubernaculifera
Lineage: Eukaryota; Viridiplantae; Chlorophyta; Chlorophyceae; Chlamydomonadales; Astrephomenaceae
Source: the annotation of a GenBank genome assembly
AGCCCCUCGCCUCCCGAGGUCCCCACUGCUCCUCCUCCCUACCCGCCACAGCCAAGCCCGCCUUCGCCUUCGCCACCGUCACCCAGCCCGCCCUCGCCCAGCCCGCCACCUCCAUACCCGACUCCGCCUAGCCCCUCGCCUCCCGAGGUCCCCACUGCUCCUCCUCCCUACCCGCCACAGCCAAGCCCGCCCUCGCCUUCGCCACCGUCACCCAGCCCGCCCUCGCCCAGCCUGCCACCUCCAUACCCGGCUCCACCUAGCCCCUCGCCUCCCGAGGUCCCCACUGCUCCUCCUCCCUACCCGCCACAGCCAAGCCCGCCCUCGCCUUCGCCACCGUCACCCAGCCCACCCUCGCCCAGCCCGCCACCUCCAUACCCGGCUCCACCUAGCCCCUCGCCUCCCGAGGUCCCCACUGCUCCUCCUCCCUACCCGCCACAGCCAAGCC